UAUGCUAACAUUAAUCUUUGUUAAACCUCCGUCUCGCUGAGGAGAAAAAACGGGGAGAAUGAACUCAACCGGUCCAUUUCAGAUAAGUAACUCCUUAGGCGUAAUUAGGUUUUCGGAAAAACCUCUCGCUGCAGAGAGAAUUUGUUUCAGAAAUCGGAGCGCCGCUGCGAACUCGGAUUUUUUCUAAAGCAAAAUAGUGUUCCUGAAUAUUGCUGGCUGUUCUCGUUAUUCUGGAGAUUUGUGCUUCUACCUGAAACCAACCGUUGCGAAGAGAGAAGAUUUUAAACUGCGAAAUAUAAACCUCAGUUCUGUUUGGAGCUUAAACAGCAGGUUCGUCGCGAUGGGGUUAGAGAGAGUAAAAGAUAUCCAGGUGAGCUCUGUAACACAGCUGAAGUUUCAGGAGAAGCAGAAGAAGAAGGCUAAAUCAGGGGGCUUUGAGUCCUUAGGUUUGAGUCCCCCAAUUUUCAGAGCAGUAAAACGGAAGGGCUAUCGAGUUCCCACCCCAAUACAGCGGAAGACAAUGCCCUUGAUAAUGUGUGGAUUGGAUGUUGUUGCCAUGGCCAGGACUGGAUCGGGGAAAACUGCAGCAUUUUUGAUACCAUUGCUGGAGAAGCUGAAGGGGCAUUCACCUGGUGCAGGAGUAAGAGCACUUGUUUUGUCUCCAACCAGGGAGCUGGCACUUCAGACUUUUAAGUUUUGCAAAGAGCUCGGUCGCUAUACAGAUCUCCAGGCCACCGUGCUUGUGGGUGGGGAUAGCAUGGAGACUCAGUUUGAAGAACUAGCUAAAAGCCCAGAUAUUAUUAUUGCAACGCCUGGUCGUCUCAUGCAUCAUCUUGCUGAGGUAGAAGAAAUGUCUUUGCGAACUGUGGAGUAUGUAGUUUUUGAUGAGGCAGACCGUUUGUUUGAGAUGGGUUUUGCAGAGCAGCUACGAAAAAUACUUGCUCAGUUGAGUGAGACCCGCCAAACAUUGCUUUUUAGUGCAACCCUGCCUCGUUUGCUUGCUGAUUUUGCAAAGGCAGGCCUUCGAGAUCCUCAACUUGUACGACUAGAUUUGGAGAAUAAGAUUAGUCCUGAUCUCAAACUUACAUUCUUUACUUUGCGACAUGAAGAUAAAUAUGCUGCAUUGCUGCAUCUGGUAAGAGAGCAGAUUGGUACUGAUCAGCAAACAUUGAUUUUUGUUGCAACAAAACACCAUGUGGAAUUCUUAAAUGAAUUAUUUAGGGAAGAAGGAAUAGCGCUGUCUGUUGUGUAUGGUGAUAUGGAUCAAGCUGCCCGCAAAAUUCAUCUUGCAAAGUUCAGGGCAAGGAAAACAAUGUUAUUACUUGUAACCGAUGUUGCUGCCAGAGGGAUUGAUAUUCCUCUUCUGGAUAAUGUGGUCAAUUAUGAUUUUCCUCCGAAACCUAAACUAUUUGUUCACAGAGUAGGUCGUGCUGCCCGUGCUGGUCGAACUGGUACAGCAUAUUCAUUUGUAACAUCAGAAGACAUGCCAUAUCUUUUGGACUUGCAUCUUUUCCUGUCAAAACCUGUUCGACCAGCGCCGACUGAGGACGAGGUUGCAAGUGACAGAGAAAAAGUUUUGUCUAGGAUCAAUGAAAUGGUUGAGAAAGGGGAAUCCAUUUAUGGACGUUUUCCACAAUCUGUGUUGGAUUUAGUCUCUGAAAAGAUACGGGAGCUAUUUGAUGAGUCCAAUGAGCUUAGAGCUUUGCAGAAGGCAUCUGCAAAUGCAUUUUCUUUAUAUUCCAAGACAAAGCCAUCUGCAUCAAGAGAAUCUGUAAAAAGAGCAAAGGAUUUACCUCGGGAAGGGCUACAUCCAAUUUUUAAAAAUGAAAUUGGUAGUAGUGAGACUGCUGCUCUAGCUUUUUCAGAGCGGUUGAAAAAAUUCAGGCCUAAGCAAACAGUUCUGGAGACUGAAGGGGAAGCAGCAAAAGCAAAGCGUAUGCAGAUACCAGUUAGUCAAGGAGUUGAUAUAAUGAGGAGAAAGAGAGCUAUACAUGAACAAGUAAUAAGCUCUAUCCAGCAGCAAAAAACUACUCAGAUGGCCGACAAUGCUGCCAAUGAACCAGAAUUUGAAGCAGCAAGCACAAAUAAGAGGAAGAGGAAAGAUCAUAAGACAUUCAUUGUGAAGAGUUUUAGGGAUAAGGAGUACUAUAUAAAUUCCAUUCCUUCAAAUCAACAUUCAGAAGCCGGGUUGUUAGUCAGAGGGAGCGAGGAAUUUGCAUCGAACAGUAUGGAUGCAGCAGUUCUUGACCUUGUUGCAGAUGACAGUGCUGGUUUACAAAAACAGAAAUCAUCAUAUCACUGGGACAAGCGUAGUAAGAAGUAUAUCAAAUUAAACAAUGGAGAGAGAGUAACAGCGUCGGGAAAGAUAAAAAAUGAAAGUGGUUCAAAAGUAGACCCUGGCAAGGGUGGUCUAUACAAAAAAUGGAAAGAGCGCUCACACAUGCAAAUAUCUGCUCAGGGACAAGAGGAUAAUGCUCAUGUGGAAGGCAGUGAAGGUGGGACAGACAAUCUAGCAAGAGGAGGAAAAUACAGAAAUUUUGGAAGGUUUAAGAAUAAAAAAUCAAUUCCCAAUGCCAAUGUCCGCAAUGAACUUCGGAAUGUUGAGCAAGUACGGAAACAAAGGCAAAGAAAAGAAACAAAGCAGAUUCUUAGUUCUAGUAAAAAAGAAAAGUUCGGAAAGGGUAGAAGUGGAAAGGGUGGCAAAAGUGCAAAAGGCAGUAAAAGUGGGAAAAGGCCAUUCAAAGGAAAAAGGUGAAAGGAAGUAAGCAUGUUAAUUUAAGUACAGUUUUGAAGUUAAUUUAUGUAAAAUUGAAUUGUUAUCAAAGUGGAUAGCAAGUCCACAAGUUGUGUCUAAUUCUAUGAUGGAGGGUUUCCAUUUAUAUUAAGAACAUGUUAUGGGCACUUGAGAUGCAGAUGUCAAGUGCUUUAUGAUAUUGAGAUCUUGUAUAUAUAUACGUUUAAGUUUUUAACCAUUGAUGCCAAAUUUACA
Cryptomeria japonica (Japanese cedar) is the source of this 2989-nucleotide messenger RNA. Its product is annotated as putative DEAD-box ATP-dependent RNA helicase 29. Gene Ontology annotation, cellular component: nucleus. The transcript has 11 exons. Bases 341 to 2755 code for a protein of 804 amino acids. The record is from RefSeq and is a predicted model, not a curated record. Gene Ontology annotation, molecular function: ATP binding; RNA binding; RNA helicase activity. NCBI's taxonomy places the organism in Eukaryota, Viridiplantae, Streptophyta, Pinopsida, Cupressales, Cupressaceae.